Dentiscutata erythropus is the source of this 178-nucleotide messenger RNA. The record is from the annotation of a GenBank genome assembly. NCBI's taxonomy places the organism in Eukaryota, Fungi, Glomeromycota, Glomeromycetes, Diversisporales, Gigasporaceae.
CCCAAACAGCCUUAAAAUUGGGUCAAAAAACCACAGUAGAGGAAGCUAAAAAUGCUUUAUUAGACUUUUUAAAAAGCACCAAUGUUUAUGAAAAGAAUCUUAUUUCAAAAAAAGAAUCUGAAAUCAAUAAAAUGGUUGAAAAUCUAGAGAAUUAUUUUGCUGAUCAUUUUUAUGAGAC